Jaculus jaculus (lesser Egyptian jerboa) is the source of this 2032-nucleotide messenger RNA. RefSeq names its product mucolipin TRP cation channel 1 (gene Mcoln1). Gene Ontology annotation, molecular function: NAADP-sensitive calcium-release channel activity. Gene Ontology annotation, cellular component: lysosomal membrane; plasma membrane. The transcript has 14 exons. The record is from RefSeq and is a predicted model, not a curated record. Lineage: Eukaryota; Metazoa; Chordata; Mammalia; Rodentia; Dipodidae. Bases 117 to 1859 code for a protein of 580 amino acids.
UUAUCACGUGACCAUUGCUGUGGCCAGCUGAUAGGGGAAGGUUUGAAGUGGUGUCGGGAGGGAGUGGGGCCGCUGUGGCCGCGGCGGGCGUUUGGACUGUCCUGCGCCUUCCAGCCAUGUCCGCCGCGCUGGGCCGGCGUGACUCAGAGACUGAGCGGCUGCUGACCCAGAACCCUGGAUAUGGGACCCAGGUGGGGGCUUCACUGGCCCCCACGACCCCCCUAGAAGAGGAAGACCUCCGUCGCCGCCUGAAGUACUUUUUCAUGAGCCCCUGUGACAAAUUCCGGGCCAAGGGUCGCAAGCCAUGCAAGCUGAUGCUGCAGGUGGUCAAGAUUUUUGUGGUCACUGUGCAGCUCAUUCUAUUUGGGCUCAGCAACCAGCUGGUGGUAACAUUCCGUGAAGAGAACACCAUCGCCUUUCGACAUCUUUUCCUGCUUGGCUACUCAGAUGGAGCGGAUGACACUUUUGCAGCCUACACACGGGAGCAACUCUACCAGACCAUCUUUCAUGCUGUGGACCAGUUCCUGAUGUUGCCAGAGGUAUCACUGGGCCGGUAUGCAUAUGUCCGGGGUGGGGGUAGCCCUUGGGCCAAUGGCUCGGCACUGGCCCUCUGCCAGCAGUACUAUCACCGUGGCCAUGUGGACCCAGCCAAUGACACCUUUGACAUUGACCCAAGGGUGGUCACUGACUGCAUCCAGGUGGAUCCCCCUGAGAACCUCCCGAAGCCCCCCAGUGAGGACCUCACCCUCUUGGAUGGCAGCUCCAGCUAUAGGAACCUCACACUCAAAUUCCACAAGCUGAUCAACGUCACAAUCCACUUCCAGCUGAAGACCAUUAACCUCCAGAGCCUCAUCAACAAUGAAAUUCCAGACUGUUACACCUUCAGUGUUCUGAUCACUUUUGACAAUAAAGCACACAGUGGACGUAUCCCCAUUCGUCUGGAGACCCAGACCCACAUCCAGGAGUGUAAGCACCCCAGUGUGUCUAGACAUGGAGACAACAGCUUCCGUCUCCUGUUUGACAUCGUGGUCAUUCUCACUUGCUGUCUGUCCUUCUUGUUAUGUGCCCGUUCACUGCUUCGUGGCUUCCUGCUGCAGAAUGAGUUUGUGGGGUUCAUGUGGCAGCAUCAGGGACGAGAAAUCAGCUUGUGGGAACGGCUGGAAUUCGUCAAUGGCUGGUACAUUCUGCUGGUCACCAGUGAUGUUCUCACUAUCUCUGGCACUGUCAUGAAGAUCGGCAUCGAAGCCAAAAACCUAUCAAGCUAUGAUGUCUGCAGCAUCCUCCUCGGUACCUCCACACUGCUUGUCUGGGUCGGUGUCAUCCGCUACCUGACUUUCUUCCACAAGUACAAUAUUCUCAUUGCCACUCUGCGUGUUGCACUGCCCAGUGUCAUGCGCUUCUGCUGCUGUGUAGCUGUCAUCUACCUGGGCUAUUGCUUCUGUGGCUGGAUCGUGUUGGGACCCUACCAUGUGAAGUUCCGCUCACUGUCCAUGGUAUCUGAGUGCCUGUUCUCGCUCAUCAAUGGGGACGACAUGUUCGUGACAUUUGCAGCGAUGCAGGCCCAGCAGAACCACAGCAACCUGGUGUGGCUCUUCUCCCAGCUCUACCUCUACUCCUUCAUCAGUCUCUUCAUCUACAUGGUGCUCAGCCUCUUUAUUGCACUCAUUACUGGUGCCUAUGACACCAUCAAGCAUCCUGGUGGUGCAGGUUCAGAAAAGAGCGAGCUCCAGGCCUAUAUUGAGCAAUGCCAGGACAGUCCAACUUCUGGCAAGUUUCGCCGAGGAAGCGGCUCAGCCUGCAGCCUUCUCUGCUGUUGUGGAAGGGACACUCCGGAGGACCCUUCGCUGCUGGUGAAUUAACUCCAAGAUGCCUGCUACUACUGGACUUUCUUCCGUGGACUGUUGGGACUCCGGGUUAUUUAUUUUUAGAGUACUUUUUAAGCAUCAGAUUCCCUGCCCAGUGAGGGUCUGGACUGGUCGGGCUAUAUACUGAAGAUGGGAGGAGAGGGUGUUUAAUAAAUGGGAAAAAUAAA